GUAAUUGCUGGCUUCAACCGCCUUCGGCAGGAACAGCGGGGCCUGGCAUCCAAAGCAGCUGAGCUGGAGAUGGAGUUGAAUGAGCACAGCCUAGUGAUCGAUACUCUGAAGGAGGUAGAUGAGACCCGCAAGUGCUACCGCAUGGUUGGAGGGGUACUGGUGGAGCGGACUGUCAAAGAGGUGCUGCCUGCCUUGGAGAACAACAAGGAGCAGAUACAGAAGAUCAUUGAGACACUGACACAGCAGCUUCAGGCAAAGGGAAAAGAACUAAAUGAAUUCCGGGAAAAGCACAAUAUUCGUCUCAUGGGGGAAGAUGAGAAGCCAGCAGCCAAGGAAAACUCAGAAGGGGCUGGGGCUAAGUCCAGCUCAGCUGGAGUGUUGGUCUCCUAGAGACCAAGGCCUUUGCAUUUUUUUCUACCCUGAUUCCCACUUCUUCUAAUUUCUCUUUAUUGUUAUUAUUUUCUCUGCUAUUGUAAUUUUGUUUUGUUAAUUAAAUGUUCUGUUCAGAAUGCUUA
Physeter macrocephalus (sperm whale) is the source of this 515-nucleotide messenger RNA. RefSeq names its product prefoldin subunit 2 (gene PFDN2). Lineage: Eukaryota; Metazoa; Chordata; Mammalia; Artiodactyla; Physeteridae. The record is from RefSeq and is a predicted model, not a curated record. Gene Ontology annotation, cellular component: prefoldin complex; cytoplasm. The annotation marks the transcript as partial. Gene Ontology annotation, molecular function: protein folding chaperone. The transcript is spliced from 3 exons. Gene Ontology annotation, biological process: protein folding.